AUGGCCAUAGAUCCGCCAGAAUCGCAGCCUUUGCCGGCGGCUCCCGCGAGGUUGCCUCCGGGCAUGAUCCUAGACAAAGAUGGCAAACCGUGCCGAUCUUGUAAUUCGAAGGCCUCUUUCAGCCAAUGGGCCCAACACACAAAAUCCUCGCUGAAAUCAGGCGUAGGUGCCGCGGCCGGGGCUACCGCUGCAGCCGCUGCUGCGACGACUGUCACCCCCAAUUCCUUACAAGUGGCCGAUGAUUGUCCGCCCGACGUCGAGGCCCUAGGCCGGAGCACUUGGACUCUCUUACAUACCAUCGCCGCGAACUAUCCAAAGUCCCCAAGUUAUAGGGAACAAUCAGACCUUAAAACCUUCAUGGGUGUAUUUUCGCGACUAUAUCCUUGCUGGGUGUGCGCCGAAGACUUCCAGCGAUAUAUGGAGAAGGAACAGAUCAGAGUUGACAGCCGAAACGCGUUCGGCACAUGGCUGUGCGAAGCCCACAACGCCGUCAAUACUAAGCUCGGCAAGCCCGUCUUCGACUGCUCCAAAUGGGAAGAAAGGUGGCGAACUGGUUGGAAAGAUGGACGGUGCGAUUAG
This is a messenger RNA of Xylaria bambusicola, 579 nucleotides long. RefSeq names its product FAD dependent sulfhydryl oxidase. Gene Ontology annotation, molecular function: flavin-dependent sulfhydryl oxidase activity; flavin adenine dinucleotide binding. The record is from RefSeq and is a predicted model, not a curated record. The coding region runs from base 1 to 579 and encodes 192 amino acids. NCBI's taxonomy places the organism in Eukaryota, Fungi, Ascomycota, Sordariomycetes, Xylariales, Xylariaceae. Gene Ontology annotation, cellular component: mitochondrion. The transcript is spliced from 2 exons.